Messenger RNA from Symbiodinium natans, 1668 nucleotides. The record is from the annotation of a GenBank genome assembly. Lineage: Eukaryota; Dinophyceae; Suessiales; Symbiodiniaceae.
AUGGCGGGGGAGGGAAGUGCCUCCCUCCCCACGGAGCAAUCCAGGAUCUUCCCGGAGACCCGACGCGAGAGCUUCAAGCGUCAAUUCUCGGAGGCAGCCGAUGAACGGGUGCAGAAUAAGCUGGGCAGCAAGAUGAAGUUUUCCGAGGGCGUGAUCUUUAUGAUGAAUUCCUUGACUGGGCUGUCCGUGCUCACCUUUCCCUAUGGCUUUGCACAAGCUGGGAUCCUCCUGGGUGCUCUGAUUAUCUUGGCCUCGAUGAUCAUUUCCUUCAUGACAGCCACCUUCAUGUGUGAGGCGCUGACCAUCGCCAACGCCCUUGAGUACGAGGAAGCCGAAAAGCAAGUUCUCGAGGAGCAGCCAACAGAAGUACGCCAGGCUCUGAGAGAGCACGUGGAGCGUGUCUCUCAAGAAGAGGUGCACUCUUUGCGCAAGAAGCUGUUGGAGGACAACGCGACCCCUACGAGCGGCUUCAGAGGCAAGACCGUUCAGUUCUUUCAGGCCGAGAACCGCAUCAAGAACCCGGAGCGCGAGUUCAAGAUCCGCGAGCGCGUGGAGCUGGGAGCCGUCGGGGAGCGCGUGCUGAAGGAAGGAAGGGCUGACAAGAUCAUUGCAGCUGGCAUCUACGUGAUGAUCUUGGUCUUCACCUAUGGCACGGUCUCUGCCCUGGUGGUCACGGUGAACCAGUCGAUGGCGCACACGAUUCUGGGAGCUGCGAGCCUCCUGGGCUACCCGGAACCCGAUGAGGAUCAGGUCUACACGUGCUGCGUGGUCGCCGUGUUCUUCAUCACGCUCCCCUUGUGCUUCAAGAACCUGCAGAAUACCAAGAAGUUCACCGUAGUGAUCAUGUGGUGCCGCUUCCUGGCUAUCGCAAUCCUGCUCACCGUGGGCGUCUGCAAAUCGAUCGAGCGACUGCAAGAAGAGGGCUUGGAGGCCAUACGUAUUCCUCUCUGGAGACCGAGUGGCUUCGUCGCAGUCUUCGGGAACUCAGUGUGGCUCUGUGGCAUUCACCACUACCUUCCCAGCAUGAUCUCACCCUUGGAGGAGCAGACCAAGGCCCCCAAAGUCAUCAUCACGGCCUUCUCCUCCAUCUACCUGCUAAUCAUCUCCAUCUGCGGUACGGCGCUGGUGGCUUGGGAGGAGGAGAGGUGGACUAAGUGCUCAUCGAUGCCCGGGGGGCACUACUGCAAGAUCCAGCCCUUGUACAACCUGAACUUCUCUCCCUUGAGCCUGGCCGGAGGGGCCGUGGCGCUCUUCCUGCUGGCCUACCCGACCAUGGCCAUUGCCAGCAUUCCCAUUGCGGCCAUCACGACGCGCAACACCAUGGGCCAGUGGCUUGGCGUGAAGCCCGCCGACCCUGAGUCACCCUACACGUUCUCGAACGUCGGCCUUACCAUGGCCGUGCUUACGCCACCCUUCACGGUGGCCCUCAUCACCACGGACGUGCAGGCGGUGAUCCAGUAUGUGGGAGGCUAUGCUGGGCUGUCGGUCUCGUUCCUGUGCCCCAUGAUUCUUCUCAUCAGAUGCCGCCAGAAGCUGAAUCUCAAGAAAGAGUUCGAUGUCGAUCGACCUCUGAAGUCUGCCUUUGCCAAUCGCAUAGGCUAUACGGCAGUCACCUUACUCUACCUCCUUGCGCUCUACAUGGUCACCAAGAGGCUGUUCUUCUCGUGA